AUGAGGACUCUCAAACUUCAGCUUGACUACGUCCUGACCAGGAACAUUCCUCAGUCGGAUAUCCGAGAACACAGAGCUGUUUGGGACGUUGCUUUCAAUUCUGACCACCGUCCAGUUCUUCUCAGCGUACGAACCAGGAAGAAGCUUAGCGAUGCUGAUUCCUUCACAAAGUGCAUCCAGGACGCUGCAAGGGAAACGCUCUCGGCUUUAUUACCUCGGAAAAAGUUUGCCUUUGCAUCUGCGGAAACAAAAUCCACGUACAAUUCUGUGCGUGUCGCGCGUAGCGCUGGUGACGUCAACCAGGAAAGGAAGCUGUGUCGUAAACUGCAACAAGACCGCGAUAACGAGUGGACGUCGAAAGCGAAGGAGUUCGAAAAGGUGUGGGAGGACAAGAACUCGCGAAAACCCUAUGCUUUAUUGAAGCAGUAUGGCGGCAAGGUGAAAACAUGUUCUCUGGUCCUCAACACUGCCAGUGCAAAGGCUGUCGGUGAAGCAACCCCUCCAAUGUGGAGGGAUCACUUCAAGACCUUGCUGAAUAGGCAAGCACCGUCAGCUACUGAACUCGAGCUCGUUCUUAGGCCGGCGUAUGCGGCUAACGACAAACCACCGACCGAGUUGGAGGUUCUGGUCUGUAACCAAAAGAUGAGAAAUGAAACAUCUGGUGGAGAAGCGCUGAAAUGCUGA
This is a messenger RNA of Necator americanus (New World hookworm), 684 nucleotides long. RefSeq lists its product as uncharacterized. Lineage: Eukaryota; Metazoa; Nematoda; Chromadorea; Rhabditida; Ancylostomatidae. Bases 1 to 684 code for a protein of 227 amino acids. The record is from RefSeq and is a predicted model, not a curated record. The transcript has 2 exons.